This is a messenger RNA of Microplitis demolitor, 2466 nucleotides long. RefSeq names its product high affinity copper uptake protein 1 (gene Ctr1A). Gene Ontology annotation, molecular function: copper ion transmembrane transporter activity. The record is from RefSeq and is a predicted model, not a curated record. Gene Ontology annotation, biological process: copper ion transmembrane transport. Bases 568 to 1173 code for a protein of 201 amino acids. Lineage: Eukaryota; Metazoa; Arthropoda; Insecta; Hymenoptera; Braconidae. The transcript is spliced from 5 exons. Gene Ontology annotation, cellular component: membrane.
CGAUACACUAGCUACGCCAUCUUGCAAUAAAAUUCAAAAUUACCGCCCAUAAAUUUUCCAGAUGAUCGAUUGCUGUCGUUAUCUCAGCGGCAUGUGAUCUUCAGAAUUAAUAUCAGACACAUUCACUCACCACCACCACCGCAAACUUUCGUAACUCGAUUCCCACCACCUCAAACUUCACCACUACCAGUAGUUAAUCUACGUCCAUAGAAAUCAGCAGCAGGAUCACCAUCACCAGCUAGCAUUACAUCAACCAGCAGCAAUAUAUUCACCAGUUGGUUUAUUACUCCUUAGUCUUCUAAAUGGUGAUCGUGUUACGCGGGCAACAAUCCCAACUUUACAAUCAACUAGAAAGUCGUCCCAGUUAUUUUUAUUUACAAGACAUUCGUCCUUUCAACUGGACUCCGAACCAGAACAUUCACAUUUUUUAAAUUUAAAAAGUUCAAAGUAACAGGAUUACUUUUUUCACUGACAUUCACAACUGGACUAUCGUGACAACGGUUCAGUUGAUAAAAAUAUACUUUGUGAUAUAACCUGCAUUACUAAGAUUUAUUCACGCAGAUAAAAAUGGAAAUGAAUCAUUCGGGUCAUGAGCAUCAUGAUCACAGUGCCAUGGAUCAUUCGAAAAUGGAGCAUAUGGCAAAUGUAGAAGAAUCCAAUCCCAUGCCUGAUCAUAUGCAUGGAAUGCAAGGAAUGCAUAUGAUGAUGAUGUACUUCCACUUUGGGUAUGACGAAACAAUUCUCUUCGAAUCAUGGAAAAUUUCAACCAUGGGAGGAUUAAUUGGCUCGAUGAUAGGCAUUAUUAUAAUGGCUGCGCUUUAUGAAGGACUGAAGUACUACAGAGAAUAUUUGUUCUGGAAAACUUACAAUACACUUCAAUACAGAAGUGUCACGGUACCACCGGAAAAAAAUCCUACCACUGAAGACAGUCGUGUUGUACAUAUGGUCGGAGAAGUUAUUCACAGACAACCACCAACGAUGCUGUCAUGGAUGCAUACUUUCCAAACGUUAUUACAUAUCAUUCAAAUAAUUUUAUCGUACUUCCUGAUGUUGAUAUUUAUGACAUAUAACGUAUGGCUUUGUAUCGCAGUAGUUCUCGGUGCAGCGAUCGGAUACUUUUUAUUUGGCUGGAAAAAGUCCGUAAUUGUAGACGUUACGGAACACUGUCACUAACAAUACCCACUAUCAUUAGCAUAAAUAUCGCACACAUUAAUUUAUUUUCUUCUUUACUUAUGAUGUUUAAUCGGACGUACGCUCGCGAUGUUGAUGAUAUUUAUACGAUCGAUACAAGUAGAAUUGACAAAUAAUAAAAUAAUAAUUUUUUAUUCCAUACAACAAACGUAUUUAUUGUACGUUUAAUAUUGUGCCUAAUUAGCUAAUGUGGAAUUAAAUAUUCAUUAAUAAAUAUAUGUAUAUAUUUUAUAUAAAUAUGAUCAUGUCGGGCAAAGAAGAAAAUUAUUAACAACCUUUUUUAUCAGUAUUUUUUAGUAUAAAUCGGCUCGCAAGUUAGCUGAUAAUUAAUUUAAUUGUUUAUUUAUUAUUAGUAAGGACAUUCUCAGACCGUGUCCCCACUUUUUAAAAAUAUUCAAUGACUAUAUACUGUUAUAACAGUAUUCAAAUUUUAUUAAUUAAAGGCAUUCUCAGACAGUGCCUUCCAAUUUUUCAAAAUUUUCAUUGAACGAACUGUCAAAAGAAAUAUAGAAUUUAAAUAAAAAUUACUUAGAGUUGUCAUCAAUUAGAAGCUAAAUAAAAUUUGUUAAGUAAAUUUCAGCCUACGAAAUUUUAAAAUCCAAAUUAUAAAAUUGACAUGAAAAUUUUACUGAAAAUUAUUUACCAAAUUUAGUUUAAUCCCUAAUAGAUGUCAACUGUAAGUUAUUUUUUUUGAAAAUCUGUAUCUCAGUAAAAUUGUUCUCUUUUCAAUUAAUGCUUUAAUUUUUGUUUUCAUGAAUUGAUUAAAUUUUGAUACGUUUAUGACAGUUGUCAUUAAAAAUUUUAAAAAACUAGGGGUACUGUUUGAGAAUGCCUUCAAUUUCAAAAAAAUUACUGGCAGUUGUUAUCAAUGAGGAGUCAAACGAAAUUUGGUGAAUAAUUUUAAGCCUACAAAAUUUAAAAAUUUGAACCAUAAAAUUUAGAUAAAGAUCCUACCGAAAUUUAUUUUUCAAAUUUCGUUUAACUCCUAAUUGAUCUCAACUGUAAAUAAUUUUUUCAAAAAUCUGUAGGCGAGUCCUUUUUUCAAUUGAUGCUUUAACUUUUUGUGAAUUAUCAAAAUUUUAAUACAGUCAUUACAAUUGAAAGUCAUUGAAUAUUUUAAAAAAGUGGGGGCACUGUCUGAGAAUGGCCUAAAUAAAUAGACAAAUUAUUUUUACUUGUAAAUAUUGUUGAGAUAUUGCAACAUAGUAUAUUGGUAAUUGAUAAAUGUAUGUAGAAAAUUAAUGGUUACGUUGAAUAUAAUUUUUUUUUAAUAUA